This is a messenger RNA of Staurois parvus, 408 nucleotides long. The record is from the annotation of a GenBank genome assembly. NCBI's taxonomy places the organism in Eukaryota, Metazoa, Chordata, Amphibia, Anura, Ranidae.
GCAGUCUCUGGUCAUCUCCUGUACUGUGUCCGCAGUCUCUGGUCAUCUCCUGUACUGUGUCCGCAGUCUCUUGCAGUCUCUGGUCAUCUCCUGUACUGUGUCCGCAGUCUCUGGUCAUCUCCUGUACUGUGUCCACAGUCUCUGUCAUCUCCUGUACUGUGUCCGCAGUCUCUGGUCAUCUCCUGUACUGUGUCCGCAGUCUCUGGUCAUCUCCUGUACUGUGUCCGCAGUCUCUGGUCAUCUCCUGUACUGUGUCCGCAGUCUCUGGUCAUCUCCUGUACUGUGUCCGCAGUCUCUUGGUCAUCUCCUGUACUAUGUCAGCAGUCUCUGGUCAUCUCCUGUACUAUGUCCGCAGUCUCUGGUCAUCCCUGUACUGUGUCCGCAGUCUCUGGUCAUCUCCUGUACUGU